AUGACGGCUCCACCAUUGGACCUGUCACACCACUUGUCCUAUGCGACCAAGAACAAGAAACCCAGCAGCGUCAAGGGGUUCUAUAAAUACUUCCAGACACCCGGGAUUGCUAAUUUCGCUGGAGGUUUGCCACAUGCAUCCUAUUUCCCCUACGAUACACUCGAAGCCAAAGUCGCUCUACCCCAGCGCUUCGAAUCCAAAGAUAAAGAUUCACACUCCGUCCGAGUAACAGUCCCUAAGGAAAGCCCCACGCCAGAUGUCACUCGCAAAAUCGACUUAACAACCGCUCUCCAAUACGGCACCGCCGAAGGAUACCCUCCUUUAAGGACCUUUCUGCGCUCGUUCACAAGAGACCAUCUACAUCCAAAUGUACCCUAUGUGGGCGGUCCCGAGGUGUUGUUGACUUGUGGAUCGACCGAUGGCUUUGCCAAGGCCAUUGAAGCAUUUACGAAUAUAUGGAAUCCCGACCGGGAUUGGAUUCAGCAGCGGGAGGGCGUCCUAUGUGAGGAGUUUGCUUAUAUGAAUGCUAUCCAGACGGUGUCACCUCGUGGUUUGAAUGUCGCCGGUGUUGCGAUGGAUGGUCAGGGUAUGCUUGCUAGCGGGAAAGGGGGAUUACAGGAUGUGUUGGAGAAUUGGGAUUUCCGGCGUGGCAGACGGCCUCAUUUGAUGUAUACUGUUUCAACCGGCCAAAAUCCCACUGGUGGAACACUCUCUGUCGAACGCCGAAAGGUGAUCUACGCCCUCUGCCAGAAAUACGAUGUUAUUAUCAUCGAAGACGAGCCAUACUGGAACUUGCAGUUCCCAUCCGCUUAUGGGAAGACGGUGCAUUACCGUGGCUCAUCCUCGGAACCAAAUCUAUACACCAAGAACUACAACGCAGAGGGCAAGUCCUCAGGCUACGCUUACCUGGACUCACUCGUCCCCUCAUAUCUAUCCAUCGACACAGAGGGCCGAGUAGUGCGACUCGACACAUUCUCCAAGACCAUUGCACCCGGUAGUCGUCUCGGCUGGAUCACAGCACAGCCGGCUAUCAUCGAACGUCUCACUCGCAUAACAGAAGUGUCAACUCAACAACCAUCCGGAUUUGUUCAAUCACUAAUAGCGGAAAUGAUCGUUGGUCAACAGGAUGAUAUAUCUGGGAAAUCAUCCAAACAGAUCGCUUCGAGCUGGCACAUGGAUGGUUGGGUACGGUGGCUGGAAGGGUUACGUGCCGGGUAUGAGACGCGCAUGCAGGCUAUGUGCACGAUUCUAGAAGAGAACAAGUAUCUCUUCUAUGGAUCGAGUGAAGAGCACAUCGAUGCCUGGGAGGUCGUUGAUCGAGUGCAGAUGUAUGACUUUGUCUGGCCGAUGGGUGGCAUGUUCGUGUGGGUUGAGACUCGGGUUGAUACUCAUCCCUUGCGCUCACAAUAUUCUCCCGAGCGACUCGCACAGGCGCUUUGGAUUCAUUUGACCAAGAAGCCUCACCUUUGUCUUGUCGGUCCUGGAUCGAUGUUCGCUGCGACACCUAUGUCUGCCCAGAAAGCUUAUCGGUAUAUCCGUCUUGCUUUUGCCCCUAUGGAGGUUGACGAGGUGGCACCUUUCACCCAGAGAUUGGUGGAGGGGUUCCGGUCAUUUUGGCUGCGCAAGGAUCUUAAUGGAUUGGGUGAUGAGGAUGCGGUGGAUGUUUUGAAUCUACCGGGUGUUAACUUUCUAGGGAACGGAUGCUGA
Molecule: messenger RNA, 1707 nt
Organism: Penicillium hordei
Lineage: Eukaryota; Fungi; Ascomycota; Eurotiomycetes; Eurotiales; Aspergillaceae
Product: putative aromatic amino acid aminotransferase
Exons: 3
Coding region: 1-1707 (568 amino acids)
Biological process (GO): biosynthetic process
Molecular function (GO): pyridoxal phosphate binding; transaminase activity
Source: RefSeq, a predicted model, not a curated record